Aquila chrysaetos chrysaetos is the source of this 12707-nucleotide messenger RNA. Its product is annotated as transcription factor jun-D-like. Gene Ontology annotation, cellular component: transcription regulator complex. NCBI's taxonomy places the organism in Eukaryota, Metazoa, Chordata, Aves, Accipitriformes, Accipitridae. The transcript is spliced from 2 exons. Gene Ontology annotation, molecular function: transcription factor binding; DNA-binding transcription factor activity, RNA polymerase II-specific; RNA polymerase II cis-regulatory region sequence-specific DNA binding. Gene Ontology annotation, biological process: regulation of cell cycle; regulation of transcription by RNA polymerase II; regulation of cell population proliferation. The record is from RefSeq and is a predicted model, not a curated record. The coding region runs from base 1 to 1263 and encodes 420 amino acids.
AUGAGCGGCGGGCGUAGCGGGCGAUCCGCCGUGAAGAUGGAGGCGCCGUUUUACCCCGAGGAAGGACUGGAGCUGCUACCCGACUUCGUGCCGCUGCUGGGUUUCGGUACCGCCGGCGGACCGGGAGCCGAUGCAGCGGCGGCGGCGGGGCAGAAGCUGCUGCUGGGCGCCGGGAAGAAGCGGGACCUGGCGGCCGCCGCCCCCGCGCCACUCCCGGGGCCCUUCGCCCUUCGCCCGCCCGCCGGCGCCCGCGCCCCGCCGCCGCCCGGCGGCUCCGCGGAGCCGGCGGGCGGCGGCGGGGCGACGGCGGCGGCCCGCGGCGGCCCGGAGGCCGCGCUGGGCUCGGCUGCGGAGCUGCCACUGCUGAAACUACCGCCGGCCGCCGACCUGGAGCAGCUGCUGAUCCAGGGGGGCGCGGGGCUGGGGUCCGGCAGCCCGGGUCCGGCGGCGACCGGGGCAGGGAGCGGCGGGGCAGCGGCGGCGGGGCCGUUUCUCUACCGGCAGCCGGUGACGCAGGAGCAGGAGGGUUUCGCCGACGGUUUCGUUAAGGCCCUGGCCGACCUGCACAAGCAAAACCAGCUGCUGGCGGCGCCGCCGCCGCUAUCCGCGCCGGGACCCUGCUGCACCGCCCGCCCGGGGCCGCCGGGAGCCCCCGCCGCCGCAGACCCGCCGGCCGUCUACACCAACUUGAGCGGCUUCAACCCCGCAGGGCCGCUGAGCCCCUCGGGCAGCGCCUACCCCGCCGCCUCCGCCCCGCCGCCGCCGCCGCCGCCGGGCCUGGCCUUCGGGGCGGCGGGUCUGGGGAGCGGUCGGCUGCCGCCGGCGCGGUCCCUGGAGGAGCCGCAGACGGUGCCCGAGGUGCCGCCGUCGGCGGGCGGGGAGGGCGGCAGCAGCGCGCCGACGCCGCCGUCGCUGUCGCCGCUGGACGCGGAGAGCCAGGAGCGGCUGAAGGCGGAGCGCAAGCGGCUGCGGAACCGCAUCGCCGCCUCCAAGUGCCGCCGGCGGAAGCUGGAGCGCAUCGCCCGGCUGGAGGAGAAGGUGAAGGCGCUGAAGGGGCAGAACGCCGAGCUGGCCGCCACCGCCAACCUCCUCCGCGCCCAGGUCACCCAGCUGCAGGGCCGCGUCCGCAGCCACCUCUCCUCCGGCUGCCACAUCAACGCCGCCGGCCAUCCUCCUCCUCCUCCGCCCGCCGCCGCCGCCGCCUCCCAGCCCCGGGAGGCGCCCUCCGAGGCAGCCGCCGCGCCGGAGACCAGCGCCUGCUGAGGAGGGGGGAGGCCCCGCCGCCAGCCGGCCCCAUCCCCGCCCGCCGCCGGGGCGGCGUGGAGGCACCGCGGGGCCGAGGAGCUCGCCCGCCGCCGCCGCCGCUCUUCUGUUGUUUUAUUCUUAUUAUUAAUUAUUAUUAUUUAUUUGCGCCCGGAGAAGGCGGUUGCAGGAGUCGGGUGUCGCUAAGCAUUUGCCGAGGUCUGUCGAUGUUGCACACAGCAGCGAAGGUCUCCGUGGGUGGUUUGGGGGCAGGUGGUUGUAUUUUUCCAGUGAAGUACUUGAGCUCUGCAGAGAUUUCGGAAACUAAGGAAAUUCCUGUUUACAGAAAGAUUCAACUUUAUUUUCAUGGGGGAUAUAAAAAGUGUGUUUCCUAAUACACCUUACUGAACUGUAUAGCAAUGGAUAAGCUUUUCAAACUUAAAAAAAAAAAAAAAAAAGCCAGAAUCGUACCCUUUUGAAAAGAUGUGCGUGUAUAUAUAUAUUUAAAACAUAAUAUGGCUAUGUAUAUUUUCUUGGUAUUGAUAAAGAACUUUUUUUAAAAUACCGUCUUUCUCUAGAGCUUUAAUUUGCCACUGAGAGUUAAGACAACUGUGUGGGUGCUCUUGCACUUACACAGCUGCAGUUUUAAAAUCGAACCCUGGAGGGAAAUGAUUUUUGUUGUAAAUCUUAUGCAGGAUGAAACGCAUUGCUGACUCAGUCAUAUGAAAAUACUUUUCUAAACUGUACGCUCCAUAUUUCUUGUGCCAGUGCAAACUUGGGGCAUUGAUAGUUAUUUAUUGAAACUUGAACACUUUUGGACAUUGCCUAGACCUUAUUUUUCUAGAUAACAUGUUAGUAGUGGAAAUGGUUACUUUGGCAAGAAGAGCUUUACUUUUUUUUCCUUCACUGUGUACAUUCCAGUAGUGUUAGCUCUUUACAUGGUAUAGUAACAAUUUAGUGCUAUACAGAAAAGGGCUGAGGUUUGGGGCGGGUUAGCUAUAAAGGUGGUAAUUCCAUUGUAUUCUGUUUGAAUAAAUCACAGAAAUAUUAUGGAGAAGUAGAUUUAUUUUUCAGUAGAAAUCUCUGUAUCUUGCUUCUUGGUCUGCUUUGUUCUGAAGAAACUUUCUGCAAUACUCUAGAGACAGAAAGUCAGCGCUAGAACGUGAAAUGUUUUUCUGGUUGGGAAGAAUUGGUGUGAUUUAUUUCUUUGUCAAGAUUUUACUAGUAGAAGAGAAUAGCGAAGAAACUAUUUCCUCUGAUUAGACAUAAUCCUCAAUAAGUUUUUGAAAGCUUUAGAUCCCUUGCUCGGUACUACUGCCUACCUUGCUUCUGCUGCACCUGUGUAUUUUGAGCAUAGCCGCUAACGCCGCGCUGUCGAGCCCUGUGGCGUGGUGCAGUGGGAAGGGUUUGUCGGAGUGUGAGGGUCACCCCACCAGAAGCCCCUUGGUGCGGGGGCCGCGGGCCGGGCCUGCCACUGGGGGAGGGCAAGGGCUUCUCCUGAGCAGAUCCAGCUGCAGAGCGGGGCCCGCUCCCCUCUUUGAAACUGUGCUAAAAACUCUGCUUGAACUCAGAGGCAAAACUUACAUGGGGAUACGUGUCUGUGCCAGCUCGUGAAAACUGGGGAUUGCACAAGGAUCCAAGGGGGCAUAGACAUCCUUAUGUGUACAAGCCAUUGCUCAGAUCUGUUAAACCCACUCAGGAGCUAUUAAACAUCUCUUACUUCUUUUGAAGGCUACACUUGAUGCUUUGAAAUUCAAGAAGAAUGGGAUAGACUCACAGUUUUUCUUGCUUUUAUUGGGGAUAUGUGAGUGCUAUCUGUUCAGAAAGUUGAGCUGCAGCAGUCAAGUGUAUGAGCUUUUUCUUUUAGUGCAUAGUCAUUCCUGGCACGCGUGUGAAAUGACAUGACAAUGCGUAGUAAUUGUGUUAUUGUAGCUGAGAUGCUCUGAGGAUAUUUCUUUUCUUAAUGCAUAUGCAAAUUAGGUAGAAGCCAUAUUAGUCAUUGUAUAACUGUUUAAUCAUGUCACUAGAGCCUUUUUCGGUGGUUGAAAUGAUUGUCUGUAACAGUACCUUCUGCUGUUAGAAAUACUAGUGAACAGAUAAAAAAUUAUUUUGAUCUUAACACAGGUUUAAAGACUUCUUAAAGGUAUUCUGAACCCAAGAGCAUACAAUCUGUAGCACUGCCUGUUAUAUAAUAACUGGGUGAAAAAUAACUGGUUUUUACUAUGUGGCAGGCAUCACCUAUCUGCAAAGAUGCUGCAAGACUGGAGAAACUGAUAAAGACUUUUUCCACACACACACACACACUUAACAUGCUUUCCCUACUGAGAGAGCUAAUGCUGCCUGGUAGAUACAUUGAUGUGAGAUGCUUAGCUUUACUGUGUGUGUAGUGAGGUGGGGUUUUUUUAAGAAAUCCUGGAAAAGUUAUUAAAAAUUACAUGGGUGGACACUGCUGUUUCAGUUCUCGUAUUUGCAAAUGAAUGUAAGGCUAGGGAAAGAUCUUGCAGUAGGACACAGGACAGUGAUAAAUGCAGCUGUGCAGUACUUGUUCUUUACUUAUUUUACCAUUUCUGGUCAGAAUAAAUUAGCAAUGUCCAAGGAGAAGUGGGGGAUCCAUAAGACACAAGGAAUCCCUGCAAUUCCCCUUCCAAGCCAAGGGCAGGGCUAUAAUGGGCUAUAACCUGGCAGGAAUAUAAUGAGCUCACCCUUUUCAGCAUGGUAAUGUUAAACCUGAAAACCACCACGUUAGCUCUUUCCUAUUUGAACUUUCUGCAAGAGCAGUCCUGCGUCCAGCCUCUCAAAGAUCUCAUGUGGUAACUUCUUUGAUAGCCUGCUUUAUGUUCUAGCUGACAUCUGUUAGGUGGUAGAAAUGCUGACAGGCCAGCUCCGUUACCCUGAUGACUGAUGAGAGGUUACUAGUGAGGCUGGCGGCUCCAGCUCUGCCAGAGGCUGCUACUGUGAUACUAGAGUUGUCCGAAAGAAAUAUGUUCCCUGUAGCAUGACAGGUUACCUUCAUAAAUGCCUUCUUUUAUCUGGUGUUUGGGCUAAGACACAGGAUCUAACAGUGAUGUGACGAAAAUCUGAGAAUAGUGGGGGGGUGGUUGGGUUUUUUUCCCUAUUGAUUCUGCUGGAGGUUGCUGCACCUAUUGCAGAGAUAUGGGUGGAUAACCUGAGCACCUAACAGUUUAAACCAAUAUAACAAGACUCAGGAGUGCUUGCCUGCUGCAGCCCUCAGGCUUGAUUGUUACUGUCUUCUAAAAUGUAUCAUUACCCCUGCAGUGUUCCUAAAUCUUUAAAUAUGUCUUCUUUAUUUUGUCUUUCCUUUUUUCUUCAGUUUGUUGCAGCAUUUUUCAUGUCUGUUUCUUUUAGGUUUUGAUUUUCUGCCUAAAACUUUGGUCACUGUGAGAUGCUAAAAGAUAGAUAACUGGGUAAAAAUUUUCCAGACUGUUUAUAUGAUUUCCAUCAAUGUAGCUCCUUUUCAGUAACUGCAGGCAAGUUGGCUGUGUAAGUGUCACUGUGAAAAAAAAAAAAAAGGGAAAAAAAAAAGAAAAAGUCAGUUUAUGUUCAGUGGAACCUCAGCACUUUUUAGCAUUUUUCUUCAUCCUUCAAAACUGUACCAUGUUUUGUUAUACUUGUUCACACUAUUUGCUAGUCCUUAGAAAGAUUCUCACUGCAUGACUUGAUUUGCAGGCUACCCUCAUGCCCUUCUGAUCUGGUUUUGCAUUCCAGGUGCAAACCCAUGACAAAUAAACAUCCCUCUUUGUUUCUUUGCCUUCUGUGUGAUCUCUGCUCUGGAAAUUAUGCAAUCCCUUCCUUUGCCUGUUUAGGUUGGUGGAUGCUUGGUCCUCUGCAUCAUGCUUGCUGCUCAUGAGCAGAUUUUGAAUGUGCUUGAACCGAUGUCUUGAUAUAGAUGUGAAGUGCCUUCCUAUUUAGGUGCUACAGCAAAACAGUUUGAUUCAUAAAUGGCUUUCGUUUCUUUGAAUUGUUAUCAGAUCUCUUCUGUCUUGGGGAGUAGGAGGAGGAGUGUCUGUGGUGAGGGAAGUCUUGUUCACUCCUCCCUUGGGCAGAGGGAGGAGCUCCCAUCAGAUCUGCCCCUGCUUGCAGUGGGUGCAGGGAAAGUACUCCGCUCCGCCUGACUCAAAUGAUGUCAUUGCUCGAAAAUUUCAUUGGUUUGCUCCCCAGCGUAGAACGGGUAGUGAAAUCUGUCAGUAUCACAAGGUGUCCAGACAGGUCUGGGUGGUUGGUGAGUGGUUCUCAGAACUUUCACUGUGACUUCCAAGCUGCGCCCAUUUGGCAGGCUUAGAGAGGAAUUCCCGAAACAUAGGUAAUUUGCAUACUUUGAGAAGUGUAGGUGUUUGGGGAUGAUAAGUCCUGAUUACUGAGAGGGGUGAUUCUGGUGGUGACAUUUUUGUCAUGAGCCUUUGAUGGUCUUGCAAGAGGUAAAUACCUCAAAGGAUUUGGACUCUUCACUACUGACUGUCAUGCACUGUUCAAGAUCAAAGGGUGGCCCUACUACAGUUCUGUGUUAUCUUGGUUUGUGUUUAUGUCAUUACUGAAGGAAGAGUCAUGAGGCAUCCUUUUUUUUUCAUUUAAAUAUCGAUUGACUGUGUCCAUCUCACCUUUGACAAAGGAGUGAUCUCCCAAAGUUAAGCCCUGAGACAUUCUGCAGUUUGCAGCUGUUAAAAUGGAAAUUUUAUUUGGCAGCUAAUUUCUAAUCGGUUACAUGGCUUGAUGAUACUUUCCAAAUUAUUGUAUAGUGGUGUUCGGUGGUGUCUGUAGUACAGAUGCAUGCGAUGUCUGAAUUACUAAUUGUGCUGAAAAUAGUGAUUUGGCUGCCAUAACCUGAGUCUUGGCUAUUUGAAUCCAGUAGCUUCUUAGAGAAAAUUUCUCUAUAUCUGAAAUUAAUAUGCAAGAAAUAAAAACCAUCUACUUGUAACAGAAGUCAUUCUUCAAUGCAUUUUAUGUGUCCUUCUGCUUCUGAAGUGUAAGUUAAAAAAGAAAAAGCGAUGAGUUAUAUUGUCAUUUAUUCUUAUGUGCAGCUGUAACUGCUGGUGGAUAAUUUCUUUCCUUACUUGAUUCUUUAAGUUUCUAUGUUUAGCAAGUAGACAAAUUGGAGUAUGGCAUAUCUGUGUGCAUAUUUGAUUUGUACAAAACCCCUUCCGUUUUCCAAAUAUUUUGUUUUGCAGUUUUACUGUAACUGAGAAAGAUUUCCUAGGCUGUUUUGACACUCUUUGUUCACUUCAUCUGAUCAGUAUUGUGUGCAGUGACUGUGCAUCUUCCAGCAGAGGUGGACAGUAAGAUCUGUCAGGGAUUCACCUUUUUUAACAUUUGGCAAGACCUUUAUCAGCAGAAAAAGCCUUGAACAGAAAGCUUUCACAGUGCAUAAUAAUCCUGCAAAUGUUGACUGAUCUUUCUAACGCCACAGUCUCUUCUGUGGGGCUGCAUAAUGGUUUACUGAAAUCUGAAGUUUCUUAUAAACUUGUUAAUAUUACUGCACAUAGUGAAACUUUACUGUGAAGGUGUUGGUGAAUUAAAUCUAAAUUUAGGGAGACUUAGGCCGUUACAGUGCAUUAUGGGAGACAAGAGGCCUUAUUAAUUCUCAGCUACUCCUGUCCUGUGUUUCAAAGAUCUCGCUCUCUUUAUCCUGCCUGUGAAGUGGCUUGCAGCUCUUUGUGCUGUGAAACUUACCUCUUCAUAAUGGCUGGUAGUAACUCAGAGGCGGGACAGAAGCAACUUCUGCAUGAAGUGGUCAUGUGUGACAAACUAAAUGUAGGUUUCUGAAAAACACUGCAACAGUGAGUGCACAGUGGAGAACCUGCUGUUGUCCAUGUGUUGCCAAGAGAAUCUAGAAACUUACACACCUAAUUCAUAACAAGGGUGGCUUUCCAAGACACUGUCCUGUUGACUUGCUAGAGGCAUUGAUCCUUGCUGCUUUCUUUAGUCUAGAAGCAGUUUUCCUAAGCUAUUGCAUACCAGAAGGUUUACUUUCUGCAUCAGUAUAGUCACAAACCGGAUCUCUGCUUGGAUGUUGAAACAGUCCGCUGCAUGUAGGUCAGCCAGAAUGCCAUGCUCUAGCUGUCUUCGCAGGGUCCUGCUGAGGAAACAGUGGCGGGGAGAGGAAGGAAACCAGUCUAGGAUCUGUAUCUUCACACCAACGCCGUGUUUUGAAAUGCAACUUUCUGUUGAGCGGUCUUGACAAAAGUGUAUCACUGAUGUAAAAGCACUGAAUCUUGGUCUUGUGCCUGCAGGGGACAUGAGUUCUUGUGCUGGAGUUCUGCUUUUGGUGGUAUCCUCUCAACUCAGUGCCAGCCACUGUUAGGGGAAAAGGCAGCAAGUCCAGCCUUUAUGAACAAAUUCUUCUGAAGCACACAGAUAGCCGCAAACACAUGUCAAGGUGUUGUGCACAGACACUAGCAUGCAUAGAGAAGGGCAUGGCCAAACGGAGGAACUGUGAUUUUCUUCGCUGCAUUGGUGCACGAUGGGGCAUCUUCAUAUUCUUUGUCGUGGUCGAGUUCUCCCAGAAGAAAACUAAGCUGCAAUUCUGUGUGUGAUUGCAAGGUGAUUUUUUUAGAGUUCCAGUCAAAUUGGAGGACUGUCAAAUCCUGCAAUGCUAAAUUAACACAAAAAGAUCAUUUAUUUUAAAGUCACAUUUAGCCUUAAUGUAAUCUCAAAGUGCUGCAUUUCAUAUGUAGUAAUUUGCUGCAAAGUGAAGGGAAGGUUAUUAUAAAUAAUGUUUGCAAGGGAGUCACCCUAAAUAAUUACCUACCUGCUGUUUGCUUUUUUGUCUGUUAUCAAAAUGUCUGUAUCCAUAGCAUGGCCAGCUGUAAAUUGUGCUUUGCUCUGAAUUUUUAGUGCUAGUAACAAACAAGGUCUGCAAUAGUUUAAGGAGUAUAUGUGCUGGCUAAAUGGCUUUUCUGGAGGAAUUAUGAUUUCUGUAGGAAUGCUUUGGAGUGAUGGUUGAUUAUGGAGCCUUGCUAACACAUGGAGAUAAUAGAUAUGACCAGUUCACUGUGCACUAAUACACUGCUAGAUUUUGAUAUUUAGCACACUGUUGAUAAGAUUUACUACUAAUUAUGGGUGGUAUUGUAAGCCACCUAAAUAACGUCCACGCAGUCUGGAGAGCUGUGUCACUGGUGAUCAGUAACAGAUCUUCCAUCCCAUCCCAGAAAAAAAAUCUUUGGCUGCAGUCUUUGUUUGUUUUGGGUUUGGUUUUGCAAGUUUGGUUACUUUUCUAGAUUAAGUCCUAUUUUACUCUUCCCUUGGAAUUUAUUUAAAUAAAUUUGAAAACCUUUCUGCUAAGUACCUUGAAGCAUCUCUUGCAACUGUUCAGUUACAAUCCAUGAGGUUGUGGUAUUACUUCUGUCAAAGAUGGAGAAAGCUGAAGCUGUUAAAAGUCAGGCUUCUCACUGCAUCCCUCUUCUUAGACCAUGGACGGAACAUUCGAAAAUUCAUAACCAGUAGCUUGAACUCUGUAGAACUGUUUGAUACUGUUUUCUUAUCCUCUCCAGAACAGUUUCCACCCCCCUGAAGGGUGUGUGGCCCUCUUGCCUGGCAUGGAAAAUUGACCUUUAAGAAUAAACAGUCUUAAAAAACAAGGCUUACAAGUCUUGUGGUUCAUGCUGAGCCUUUUGAAGGAUAACAUGUUGAGCUUGAGAACCUUUCCCAACCUCCGUUUCAUAAAUCUCCAGAUUUUGUUGUAAUGCAGAACACAAGCAACAUGGUGGCAUAGAAUAAAGUUAAUGGACUGUUCCAGAGAGCGUAUUUAGGAUACCCUCCUUCUUUUUCACUAGUAACUGCUAGGGGAAGAUACCAGUAGAAGAUACUGGUAUAAAACUUGCACUUCUUAAUGAAUAGAGCCAGAGGUCAAACUCUUGUUUUUUUCAACUUCUACCAUUCUGUCUUCUAAUGUCCUUCAUGGAAGGGUGAUAGAAAUAGUGGGAAAAUACUGACUACUGGAGAGUUAAAUAAUUUUGUUAUAUAUAAUAUGUCACAUAAGCUAUGGUCAUAAGUAGCUAGUACACCUAUUCUAUUUACAGUCUGCAAGAUGAUGCCUUCAGAGCAGGGAUUCCUGAAAUGCUGCCCAAGUGUCAUUACCAGUCCAAACCAUUUUGUGCCAGUUACUAAAAUGGUAUUGUAAAUCCUUGCAAUGUUUGAAAGUCUUUCUGGGCACACUGUAACUGAAAUCACAGCACAAGCGGUAUGUCUGUGGUAUCUUUGUGGUAUGAUGCCAUUUUCCCAGGAGGCCAAAAGUGUGUAAUAAAGUCUACUUUUUUAUUCCUUUCCCCGUGGUAAUAGUUAGAGAUGAUUGUUGGAGGAAUCAGCGACAGUAAGAAAAAAACAAUGAAUCCAAGGAAGAAAUAAAACUUAUCUCCGAUACAGUAUUUAAUGGUAGUAUUUACUGUCUGUUUAAGUGGCAGAUUAUUAAGAUUGCUCUUCAGAAUGCUUUUUAGCUUGCUUUGUUUUGUUAUUACUACUUAAGUGUCUUCUAAACUUCUCUUCUUUGGAAAUUGUGCCCCUCCCGGUUUGGCCUGAUGACUGGUAAUUUCACACUUACUCUUAUUUAUUUAAAGCCAUGGCAACCACCAUACUGAAAUGUCAUCAAGUAAAGUCCAGGUCUGAAUGCUGACUGAUGAUGCAAAGGUCUGCUCUCUAAUAAAAUGUGGCCGGUGAAGGAUGAGCUCCAAAAGGCAGCUACGCCCAGUCUUCAAGCAUUUGCUCUAAUUUCAAGGCUUUCCCAUGUGGUGUUGCUCAACAUGUAGCAAAACAAGUUCUUGCGAGCCCCUUGAGCAUUCCUCCGUGUGUAACAGAUUAGAUAUUCAGGCUUUGUUAGUUUUUAUCUCCUCCCCGCCCCCCCCCCCCCCCAAAAAAAAAAACCCCAAACACAGAACAGAAGACCCAACACAAGCAAAUCUUGGAGAAUUGUUUCACUUUGUUGCAAAGUGCUAUUUGUUAAUUACAGAGACACUUGGCGCAGUUCUGACAUGCGAGCCGUCAACAUAAACACUUACUUGCACCAGUCAUUUUGCUUUGGUUGCUCUUGGCUAAUUUGUAGGGGACAAAGGGAAGGGAAUAAAUGUUGCAAUAUAGUAUUGUGCAAUUUCUGGCUUUCAAAUAGAAAAUGAUGAGCAAGUCUGCAUAGGCCUCUCACCCACCAAAAUUUGGCCACUGAUUGUUACCACUCCCACUCUUCUUAAUUAGGAAUGGGUCUACUGAUUUCUUAAGGUCAAAAGGAAAGAAGGGUAGAGAUCUUAAGAGAGGGCAGUAUCAGGGCUGUUCUGCUGUGAAAGGCCCUGAGCCUCCUGGGCCUUAAAACUCCAGUUAAUCUGUUGGAUUACCUCGAGUUUAUGAUGUCUGAAGGUAAUUCUUAGGCUCCCUAUGCAGGAUCUUACCAGGAAAGGUGGCUUGGUCUGUACUGCUGAAUAAGUCUUGUUGGUGAAGUAGCUCUUCAGCUUUCUGUGUUUUUCAGUCUGUGGAGUUGUAGGACAUCCUUCCAGGGCAGUUUCUCUUUCCUGGAGUGGCUCAUCUAAGGCUGGCUUGUUCUUCCUGCAGUUUCUGCCUAUGCUGAAAAUCUUUCUGAGGUUUAGGGGACCACAUACAUGCCCUCGCUGUGUGGUGUUCAUGAUGGCUAAUGUUGUAUCACUCAAAACAGACCCCCUGAGAAAGGAGCAGCUCCAGAUAGGUGCAACUGGGAAAGAUGAAAUUCAUCAUUCUUUGAACAAUAUGUCUGUCUUUGAAUCAGUUGAAUAGAGCAACUAACUCCUAUCAACUAAAAAGGAGAGAGCUCCUGGGCAAUAGGACCCAGCUGUGAAAGCACUUGGUGGUUUCUGGUGCCUGGUUCUUGUUGAAGUCCGUGAUGCAGAAAACACUUAAUGCCCUGCAGUGCCAUAAGCCUUGCAGUAUCAUGGGCUGGGACUGCUGCUAGGAUCACGCAAGUGCUGUGGUCCUCAUUGGGAUUAGAGUCGUGCCACCUACUGAUCAAUGGACCAAAGGGAUCUCCUGAAGAGGAGAAGGAGCGCCUCCCUGCUGGGUAGCUGCCAGCAUCCCCAAGCUCUCUUUUUGUCUAAAAGGAGAAGUGCGAGCAAACUUCCACUUCCUACAGCUCUCAAAUCCAGACUGGUUCUUCCCAGGCCUUCAGGCAUGGCUCUGAAACUUUCUCAUUCAGGACAGCUGUUCAAAACGAAAGGUGGAGACAGAGCAGUUCAGAUUUGGCUUUGCUCUUCCAGCAGCUUACGUGCAACUAGUGGGUGGGUGGCUGUCUGCCUACAUCCUUUCCUGGGUUCUUGUAAGUUGGGUUUACAUGUACCUUCUUAUUCUGCCUUAUUAAAUUAGCUGGCACAGAGGAAGCCUCUGAGAAACCCUUUCAAAAUCUGUGCUUCAGGAAGAAUUUCAAAAAAUGACAGUAUUUGAAUAGAUUCAAAGAAGCCCCAAAGAAACAAAAAAAACCUGAACAACAAAACAAAUUACUUUGUAUGGGUACAGAAAUACUUCCCCUUUUUUUAAACCUGAUUAUUUUGGGGAACUCUUCAAACAGGUGUGCUGGCAAGGACAUUGCACACAGAUGGAGGUAAUAAUAGUGAAACAAAAUUCAGUAGCUACUCAUUUGCUGGAUUUGGUCAGGAGAGGUUUAUCAAGGACACUUCUGACAGCUUUUUUUCUGAUGCGGUGAUUUUUUUUUAUAUAAACAGAAGCUACAGGGCUUAAUAAUAUACAACUGAGGAUUAUGUCCAUUGUAAUUUUUUUACAUUACUUUUACAAACUAUGUAGUAUUAUAUUCAAAAUACUUAUUUCUGAGACAAAGUGGAUAUUAGUUGGCAUCUUGAACUUGAUUAAAUGUAAAACAUUUUCUUAAUUUAGUGAUGUGUUUAGAAUACUGUAACUUACUGAAUAUACAACAGUGAUAACUGUGUUUACAAGAAUUUUCCAGUUCCUACUGUUCAGUGGUAGCCAAUUUGUUUAAGAAUUAAAAGUAAGGCAUACUGCAAUUGGCAAUCUUGGAAAAAUUAAUUCAAUGCUGCUACCACUAAAUACUGUGGGAUGAAUACCUUGGGUUUCAAUGGCAGCAGAAUUGUAUUCCAAGCCUCUGUCUUAAGUACUUAUGACUAAAAGGCGACUUGCCUUGUGCUCAUUUAUGUAUCCCUGUGUGUAGUACAUCAAUUAGGUAUCUGUUAAUGAUUGAUUUGUAACACUAGGACCUUUAUGGAGAUCACAGUGGGGUUUUUGUUUGUUUUUGUUUGUUUCUGAACAGACAUGUAGACAUUUUGGAAUGUAUAACAUUGAUCCUUGUGCUGGAAUUGUUUACAUGCAAAAAGGUAUUUAUGAUUUUUUGCAAACUGCAAUGUGCAAUUUUGUACAUGUGUUUUAAACUAAAGAGUUUAUAAGGAAGAUAUUGUAUGUACAGUACUUGGACAUGAGUAUUAUUUCUUUGAUAUAAAUAUCUAGAGGAAAAUUAAAAUUGCUUUAUAUUCAUA